This is a messenger RNA of Coffea eugenioides, 2749 nucleotides long. Its product is annotated as pentatricopeptide repeat-containing protein At1g51965, mitochondrial. Lineage: Eukaryota; Viridiplantae; Streptophyta; Magnoliopsida; Gentianales; Rubiaceae. Gene Ontology annotation, molecular function: protein binding. The record is from RefSeq and is a predicted model, not a curated record. Bases 118 to 2124 code for a protein of 668 amino acids. The transcript is spliced from 3 exons.
UGGAACUAUGGUGAGGGACUAGUUUAGUAAUUUUCCCAUUUUCUCCCCUCCAAAAAGUUAAACUCGGCUUUUGAACUGGGAUAACUGUGGCGUUGACUAAAGUCGCUGACCGUGAAAAUGAGGCUCCAGCUCGGCCUCCGCCGCCUCCACUUUCUCAGCCGCCGGGACCACUGCAAUCACCACCGCCGAGGGUUCGCCACCAAAUACAGCGGAAGAGUAGUAGUAGAAACCGACAACGGCCGUUCAUUUGCCGUAGAAGUCGACAAUCCUAUCCUCCAAACUGACGUGAGAGGCUAUCCACUCCCCCGCCGCGAUCUCAUCUGCAAAGUCGUCAGCAUCCUCCAAUCACCACCCUCCACGGCAUCCUCCUCCUCCUCCGAUGAUCUCUUCAUGGAUCUCUCCGACUACCUCGAAACACUAAACGUAAUGAUUACUCCUUCCGAAGCCUCCGAAAUCCUUAAAUCCCUAAAACCACCGAAUUUAGCCCUAAAAUUCUUCCAAUUUUGCUCCUCCGAAAUACCUGAUUUCCGCCACAACUCCUUUACAUACAACAGAAUUCUCCUGAUUCUAUCCAAGGCAUAUCUCCCCAACCGCCUCGACCUCGUUCGGAAUAUUUUAAACGAAAUGGAUCAAUCCGCAACACGUGGCAGCAUCUCCACCGUUAAUAUAUUGAUCGGAAUUUUCAGCGACGGCCAAGAAUAUGGAGGAAUUGAUGAAUUGGAGAAGUGUUUGGGGUUAGUUAAAAAAUGGGAAUUGAGUUUGAAUUGCUAUACGUAUAAAUGUCUCAUGCAAGGGUAUUUGAGGUUGAAUGAUUCGAAAAAGGCGUUGGAAGUUUACAGAGAAAUGACGAGGCGUGGAUAUAAGUUGGAUAUUUUUGCUUAUAACAUGCUUCUUGAUGCUCUUGCAAAAGAUGAAAAGGUUGACCAGGCUUAUGACGUUUUCAAGGACAUGAAACAAAAGCACUGUGAGCCUGAUGAGUAUACAUACACAAUUUUGAUAAGAAUGACUGGAAAUUUGGGAAAAUCAAAUGAAUCACUGGGUUUAUUUCAGGAAAUGCUAUCACGGGGUUGUUCACCAAAUUUAAUUGCUUACAAUACUAUGAUGCAAGCGCUGUCUAAGAGCCAGAUGAUUGACAAGACUCUCUUUCUAUUCUCGAAGAUGGUAGAAAACAAUUGCCGGCCCAAUGAAUUCACAUAUACUGUCAUUUUAAAUGCUUUAGCUGCAGCAGGUCAGCUGGGUAGACUUGAUGAGGUGGUGGAAAUAUCACGCAAGUACAUGAACAAGUCAAUUUACGCAUAUCUUGUGAGAACAUUGAACAAACUAGGCCAUGCAAGUGAAGCCCACAGAAUGUUUUGCAACAUGUGGAGCUUCCAUGAUAGGGGAGACAAGGAUGCUUAUAUGUCCAUGUUAGAGAACUUGUGCCGUGCUGGGAAGAUGACAGAGGCAAUUGACUUGCUGAGCAGGAUGCAUGAAAAGGGUAUAAGUACAGACACCUUCAUGUAUAACAUGGUCCUAUCUGCUCUAGGGAAAUUAAAGCAGAUUGCCCAUAUCAGUGAUCUGUUUGAAAAAAUGAAAAAAGAUGGUCCUUCACCGGAUAUAUUCACUUACAACAUUCUGAUCUCUAGCUUUGGCAGAGCUGGGCAAGUUGAAGAAGCUGUCAAAAUCUUUGAAGAGCUUGAGGAUAGCAAUUGCCAACCUGAUAUCAUAUCCUACAACUCGUUAAUAAAUUGUCUUGGUAAGAAUGGAAAUGUUGAUGAAGCACAUGUGAGAUUGAGAGAGAUGCAAGAGAAGGGUUUGAAUCCUGAUGUCAUCACAUAUAGCACCAUUAUUGAGUGCUUUGGUAAGAUGGAUAAAAUUGAGAUGGCUUGUCAGUUGUUCGAUGAGAUGCUCGCAGAAGGCUGUUCUCCAAAUAUUGUGACAUACAAUAUCUUACUUGAUAGUCUUGAGCGGUGUGGGAGAACUGCAGAAGCAGUGGAUUUGUAUGCAAAACUUAAACAACAGGGUUUAACACCUGACUCAUUAACUUAUUCCAUUAUUGAACGAUUGCAAAGUGGUUCACAUAAGACUCUUAGAAUUCGCAGGAAAAAUCCAAUUACUGGUUGGGUUGUUAGUCCAUUAAGGUGAUGGAACACAAAUAUGAUGUCUGAAUUGGAAGCUGGAAGUACUCUCCUGCUUUGUUCUCACCAAGAGGCUGCUUGCAGGAGUCAGAUUGUGAGGCGGAGAUAGAUAGAUGUUCUAAGCAUGCUCUUCCCCUUGCCACCAAAGAGCUUUGCAGCAUGAGGAGAAAUUGGACGGGGUCGAAUUGGUCUCCAUGACUACAAAGAGAAGGCAGUCUAGUAUCAGCAAAAGGUCCUCAGUUCUGAAGAACAACAAUUUGGAGAAAAAAGUUACUAGCUUGAAAAAGCAUAACUGGAUGCACCAUGCAACGGCAGCAUGGAAGAAAGCAACUUCUGCCAAAAGGAAGCAGAAUUCAUACACCAAUUUUGUCCAACACUUGGACCGUGGACGAAAGUUUCUUGGCAAGCGUCUUUUGGCACCAAGAUGUGUCUUCUGUCAGGGUUGCAGCAGGAAAUGGUUGCCCAUCCAAUUCAUAACUUGUACUUGAAUGUACAGCCUAGUAACAAAAUUUGCAGCACUAUCAAGCUGGCUGUUUUUUGUCCCACUAAUUGCAAUGUGGUCAUGAUUAUUGAGUGACCUUGAGAGUUAAUUCCUGGACAUGUCACAUGCAGAAUGGAACAAAAAGUUUUGA